UCCCGAGUCCGGGAGUGUAAGAUGAGACGGGGGAAGGUGGGCCUCCUUCUUGGGGAGGGCGAGGAGGAACUUCCUGCCCGUGCGCUCCAUGGUGCAGAGCCCUAAGCGCGCGGCCUGGCGGGCUGUGGCGUGUCAAGGUCCGCCUGGAGCUGGGUGGCGGCCUGCCUGGGGGCGGGGUACCCAACUUGGGGGCCGGGCUGAGGCCUCCCAGCCCCUCGGCCACAUUGAAUAGCCUGGGCUGGACCGUUUUUGUCUGCGAAGUCCUCUCCCAAGUUCCAGCCGCGUCCCCGGUGCCUGGGGCAGGAAGAAUCACUGGCAGCUCGCGCGCCCCAACUUGGAGCUGGAACACCACGUUUCCAGCUUGGUGUGGGCCUUGCGCCUCGGGACUGACCUCGCCCCCGCUGACGUAAGCAUCCUGGAAAUUGAUUCCUCCAAGUCCGUGGCGGGGGAGCAGGACUUGGUCAACACUGGACUUGUUGCAGGCGAAGAGAUAGGAGGCGUGGGCUCGUCCCUGGCUUGGAGAGGUGACUCUCCGAUCAGCGUUGCUGGCACUCCCCCGGCCUCCAGUCCCUCCCUCAAGACUACGGGCGACGGUAGCUUGUUGGGGCUCAUUGCCCCCUCAUCCCAGAUAUCACCCUGGAGAUCUUAAAGACUCUCGAGAAAAGCCACGUGGGGGGCUGGUUCCCCUGGGGCUUCCUCCCGUCCCCCGACUGCCUAAUUCUUUGGAGUGUCCCGGAUGUCUGCAAAGAUGUGGAUUUGGACGUCCUCGUGGAAGCCCUGAAGCCCGUGGGGACCUUUAAGAAGAUCGGGAAGGUGUUCCGCAAGGAGGAGGACUCCACGGUGGGGAUGCUGCAGAUCGGGGAGGACGUCGAUUACUUGCUCAUCCCCCGAGAGGUCAGGCUGGCCGGGGGCGUCUGGAGAGUCAUCUCCAAGCCCGCCACCAAGGAAGCAGAAUUUCGGGAGCGGCUGAUCCAGUUCCUGGAAGAAGAGGGCCGCACCCUGGAGGACGUGGCCCGCAUCAUCGAGAAGAGCACCCCGCACCCGCCCCAGCCCCCCAGAAAGCCCAAGGAGCCCCGAGUGAGGAGGAGAGUGCAGCAGAUGGUGACUCCUCCGCCCCGGCUGGUCGUGGGCACCUACGACAGCAGCAACGCCAGCGACAGUGAGUUGAGCGAGUUCGAGACCUCCAGAGACCGGAACUGCCAGGGCCCGCGGCGGGGCAAGGCGGUGCGCAGAAUGCCGGUCAGCUACCUGGGCAGCAAGUUCCUGGGCAGCGACCUGGAGAGCGAGGAUGAUGAGGAACUGGUCGAGGCCUUCCUCCGGCGAGAGGAGAAGCAGCCCAGCGCGCCGCCUGCCCGCCGCCGCGUCAACCGGCCAGUGCCGGUGUUUGAGGACAACCUGGGGCCUCGGCUGUCCAAGGCGGACAGGUGGCGGGAGUAUGUCAGCCAGGUGUCCUGGGGGAAGCUGAAGCGGAGGGUGAAGGGUUGGGCGCCGAGGGCGGGAACCGGGGUGGGCCAGGCCCGGCUGUCCUCCACCGCAGCGGGGAGCGCAGGGGUAUCAUCCGCGCCAGACGGCACCAGCCCCAGGGAUCGCGUGGGAAACGCGGGAGAUGUCUGUGCGCCCGAGACCUCCCCCAGGCGAUGGAGGCCCAAGAUGAACUGGGCCUCCUUUCGGCGCCGCACGAAGGAGCAGACAGCAUCCACAGGUCAGGGGGCAGACUUCCAGGCUAAUCAUGGGGGAGAGGCUGCAGAUAAUCAGAGGGAAGGGGCUAUAGCUGGCCAGAGGGUAGAGGCUGCAGAUAAUCAGAGGGAAGGGGCCAUAGCUGGCCAGAGGGUAGAGGCUGCAGAUAAUCAGAGGGAAGGGGCUGCAGAUAAUCAGAGGGCAGGGGCCCCAGCUGACCAGGGGCCAGAGGCUGCAGAUAACCAGAGAGAAGAGGCUGCUGAUAAUCAGAGGGAAGAGGCCCCAGCUGACCAGGGGCCACAGGGUGAAGAUAAUGAGAGGCAAGAGGCUGUAGAUAAUCAGAGGGCAGAGGCCCCAGCUGACCAGGGGUCAGAGGCUGCAGAUAAUCAAAGGGAAGAGGCCGUACAUGACCAGAGGGAAAGGGCCCCAGCUGUCCAGGGUGCAGAUAAUCGGAGGGCACAGGCUGUGGCGGACCAAAGGGCAGAGGCUGCACAUAAUCAGAGGGCAGGUGCCCCAGGCAUCCAGGAAGCUGAAGCCUCAGCUGCCCAAGGGGCCACAGGAACAGUUCCAGGAGCCAGUGCCCGGAAACAGGUCAAGACAGUGAGGUUCCAGACCCCUGGACGUUUUUCAUGGUUUCGCAAGCGUCGGAGAGCCUUCUGGCACACUCCCCGGUUGCCAAUCCUGCCCAAGAGAGUCCCCAGGGCAGGUGAGGCCAGGAACCUCAGGGUGCUGAGGGCCGAGGCCAGAGCAGAAGCUGAGCAGGGAGAGCAAGAAGACCAGCUGUGAGGUGGGAGCUAGGGACAGCCCACGGGCCCUCCUCCCAGGUGUGGGGGAGAGAGGUGCUCUUUGUGCCUCUGAACUUGGAAAUGGAGGUGGGUGCUGCCCACAUCUCCACCUAAGCACCCUCUUUAUUCUCUUGUUAAAAUUUAGUCUCAUGCUUUGAUUUUUUAUUGUUAUUUUUUAGAGACAGUGUCUCACUCUGUUACCCAGGCUGGAGUGCAGUGGCAUGAUCAUAACUCACCACAGCCUCAAACUUCUGGCCUCAAGUGAUCCUCCUGCCUCGGCCUCCCAAAGCACUGGGAUUACAGGUGUGAGCCACCAUGUGCACCACCUGAUUUUAAAAAAAAGACUGAUUCCUUGUAGCAACCCAAAGAAUGUAAAGAAAGAAAUCGAUACAAUAAGGUGGCAUCACCCAUAGUUUUAACUUCCUGAAAUGCAACUCAAGGUGCUCAGCUUGACAAGAGGAGAGAGGGAGGGCAGGGGAGAAACUGCCUCCUUUUUCCGUCUCCCUUUGCCUGCACACUUAAUGUUGACUGCCUCCUAAGACUUAAAAAGAAGGCGUUAGCCAACAUGCAAAUAAAAAACUUUCACGAACUGA
Cebus imitator (Panamanian white-faced capuchin) is the source of this 3055-nucleotide messenger RNA. It is a transcript of the gene CCDC8, whose product is annotated as coiled-coil domain containing 8. The record is from RefSeq and is a predicted model, not a curated record. The coding region runs from base 847 to 2463 and encodes 538 amino acids. Gene Ontology annotation, biological process: regulation of mitotic nuclear division; microtubule cytoskeleton organization. Gene Ontology annotation, cellular component: 3M complex. The transcript has 2 exons. NCBI's taxonomy places the organism in Eukaryota, Metazoa, Chordata, Mammalia, Primates, Cebidae.